Molecule: messenger RNA, 630 nt
Organism: Penicillium soppii
Lineage: Eukaryota; Fungi; Ascomycota; Eurotiomycetes; Eurotiales; Aspergillaceae
Exons: 6
Coding region: 1-630 (209 amino acids)
Source: RefSeq, a predicted model, not a curated record
AUGCUGAGAGCUAAAGGUGAAUUCAUAGGCGGCCGGCCUAAACUCCCAUCCGAGUCUCGAACGAUCGGCCAAUACUCAAACAGCCAGCUCACCAAGCUCCGCCGAGCAAGUUACAAGGAUUAUGGCUUCGAUUUCGUGAAGCAGCAGGUGGCCAAGUGUGCACCAUGCGCCAACUCUCAGAUUGUCGAACUCAAAUGCUACAAAUGUGGACACAUACUAGACAUCUCCCAGUUCUCUAAAAAUCAGCGAAUCCGCGAAGAACCUCUUUGCCAGCCAUGCAUGAACUAUCAGCAGUCACUCGACGCCGGCGGCAAACCCCCUUCUUUGGAGCCACCCGAGGAGGAGGAUGAAGAUAUUACUGACUUGCAGAGUCUGACGGAGGAUGUUGGUCUGACUUUGCAAGAGAGUGAUGUUUUCGACAUUGACACGGCUCUUGUUCAAUUCCAGCGGAGUGGGUGUUUGGUGGCCAGCAGUGAUGAAAUUUACAAGCGGAAAAGUCUCUUUGAUAAGGUCAAGGCCCACCGUGCGUCGCCAACGCCCGUCGAUGAACCCACACCAGCCCCGGGAUGGACCUCCGACGGUAUCAAUGUCAAUGACGGUACUCCAUGGAAGGGAUACAAGUAUAUUUGA